Messenger RNA from Ruditapes philippinarum (Manila clam), 903 nucleotides. RefSeq lists its product as uncharacterized. The record is from RefSeq and is a predicted model, not a curated record. NCBI's taxonomy places the organism in Eukaryota, Metazoa, Mollusca, Bivalvia, Venerida, Veneridae. The coding region runs from base 214 to 888 and encodes 224 amino acids. The transcript is spliced from 5 exons.
UACUUGCAUUGUAAACACUGAACAAAAAAUCUAUUAAUAGAGUCUUUAUCAGAGUGGUUAUUUUGUUUGAAAUUUGAUAGGACGUAACAAUGGUUGAUUAUGCAUUACCUAUUGAUUAACGUCUCUCAUUACGAACAUACUGUUAUUGUCUUACACUAUUUUUGUUUUUUGAUGUUAAAAUGAGGCAGAAAUAACUUGAAUUAAUUCACUUAAAUGAAAAGAAAUAUUAAUGAAGGAGUAUCAUUAAUGAUGAAGGAUAUUUAUUUGAUUUUGGCUAUUGUUUUCUUCAAAAAAGCGUCCAGUUUAUGUGAUUCAACAUCAUCAGAAGUUUGUAAAUUGAAUUACAAUAAAGAGUUGCCUUAUGUCUAUGACAGACAUCCCUCCAUCGAUCAUUCAUCAUCAACAGACGAUACUAAGUAUUGUGACUUACAUGCACUCCAGCACGAUGUCUGGUAUAGAAGUAGUUAUAACCUUAUAACAGAAUGUGUGGAUCAUAGAAAAUGCGGAACGUCGGAUCCUAUUUGGCUUAAUGGAAGUCUGCCAGCUGAUACAGAGGGCACUGUAGAUGGAGUAGGUUGUGUAAAAACUUUUUCAAGUUGCUGUGAGUCCACCAUAGCUUUAAAGAUAAGAAACUGUACAUAUUAUAUGGUGUACUGUUUUCUGGAUCUACAUUCCUCAUGCCAUAGCAGAUUCUGUCUAGACACAGAUUUGAGUGUUGAGACAACAACUGUUGCGCCCACAACUACAGUUACAAUUGUAUCUGAAACAACCGAAAGUAGCCCACAAGAAGUUAAAGACCCCGGUAAAUUUUUAGUAACACUCUUUUCAUUUCUGGCACUUAUCAUUCAGUUUCUAAAAUGUAUUGAAUUAGUCUUACAAGUUGUAUGAAUUUUCGCACUGAAU